AUGUCGCUGAGACCUUCGCAAAAUCAUCAAAAUUUUCCAGCAUCUAUGGUAAAUGCACGGGGUGGUGCUUCACCUUCUCUCGGAUUGCCAUCACAUCUCUCGACUCAACUUUCCUAUCAGCACGUGGACUCUCAUUAUCAACACGGAACUCAACCACAUCAUUUUGCUGGUGAGCACUUCGUGCGAACGGCAAGUCUUUCUUUAAAUGUUCCGGUCAGAGAGUCGACGCCACCGCCACAUGGGAUUAAGACUGAGAUCAAGGAAGAACCAGUUGACGUUGCUUCCACGAGCAAUCAACUUCUCUCUCAGCCGCCUCCAGAAGGUGACGGAGAAAUUAACAUCGAGGUACGGAAUGUUGUUUGCAACUACACACUUCCAUUCCAUAUCGACCUCCGCCGCGUGGCUCUUGAUUCUUCAGAUGUGCAACUCGACCCAGGAAAGGGGGCUCUCGUGAAGCAGUUGCGGAAUCCCUGGUGCCUCAUCAAAAUAUACAAUUCGGGAAAGGUCUACAUUGUGGGGUGUCGUAGUGAGCUCGAGGCAAUGAGAGCAGCUCGUAAAGUGGCUCGUUGCAUUCAACGGUCGAUGGACCAAUUGGGAAAACGGAUUUGCAUGAGGAACUACAAAAUCUGCAAUGUUUUGGCCACCUGUCGACUCCCCUUUGGUAUCAAAAUCGAGGAGAUGGCACAGAAAUACAAGGAGCACUCAACCUACGAGCCAGAAUUGUCCGUAGGGUUGGUUUGGAGAAACAAGAUACCAAAGGCCACAUUGCGCAUUCACACAACUGGAAGCAUCACUGUCACUGGAGCUCAAUCUGAAGCUGAUGUAAUGGCGAUUCUGACGGAUAUUUAUGAAAAAGUAUGGGAAUUUCGCUGCGCAAACAGAAAUCGACUGGAAAAGGGAACGAAAAAGCGAAAGGUUAAUAAUCAAAGAUCUGACGGUCCGUCGCGAAAGCAGCAAUCUUUUAAUCGUGGAGGCAAUCAACCGACUUCGGGUCUUGUCGGAAAUCGUGUCUAUUUCAGCGACGAGGACGAGGACGAGGACGAAGAAUUCUUUGAUGAGGAUGAAGAAGAUUUU
Messenger RNA from Mesorhabditis belari, 1074 nucleotides. Lineage: Eukaryota; Metazoa; Nematoda; Chromadorea; Rhabditida; Rhabditidae. The record is from the annotation of a GenBank genome assembly.